UUGUGGUCAAAUGUUUAAAAUUAUCUGUCACUCCACAAGGGAGCAUUAAAUAUCAUCAGAAAAGUUAAAGCGAGCUCUCUGCAAAUUUUCUCAAAUGGGUGCCAGCAACAGCAUGCCACAGACUGUGCAGAUGGCUAAUCCGAUGCCAUUCGAGAUCACUAGGGAUGUGGUGAAUAGGAUCGAUCAGGCCACCACGAAAACUACAAAAUUGGGGACUAGGAUCUGCGAGAAAUGUAGUCAGAAGACCCAAGCGGAAUUACGUUCCGAUAUUCCGACUACCAUGAAGCACAAGCCGCAUGAAGUGCAGGAUAUGCAUCCGGUACAAGUGGCCAAGUCCUGGAAAAAGCGCUCGUAUGAGGUUGAGGAAUCUGAGUUCAGAAAGUCCUUACAGCGGGUUCAAAAUCUCUUUGGAAAGCCUGUUAGGUGGGCCAAGGACUGUGAGGCCGAGAUCGGGAAGUUCGAGGAGGAACUGAUUCACUGCUAUCAACGGUAUUCCAACGAACCUCUGCAGUGCUCCAAUUUAGCCAGACAGUAUCACCGAUUCGUGUUCGCCAGGCAGAUCGGUGAAAUCUCCAAUACGAAGGCAGGUCGCGAUGGCUCCGGUGAUCCCAAGUCCCCCAGACAUACUGGGAAAGCUGGCAAGCACAGUACCCCUACUUAAAGUUUCGUUCUGUGCUGCUAGAUGUGAUCACAGAGUCUUCAGUCAAUAAUCUCCAAUUAAUUUCCAUUUUAAUUCAUUGGCUAAGGAAACACUAGACUGGUGUUUUUCAUUAAAUCUAUUCGACGGAAUUUUUAAUAGAAAAUAUAUUUGUAUUUACCCACCA
Drosophila takahashii is the source of this 824-nucleotide messenger RNA. RefSeq lists its product as uncharacterized. The record is from RefSeq and is a predicted model, not a curated record. Lineage: Eukaryota; Metazoa; Arthropoda; Insecta; Diptera; Drosophilidae.